Tarenaya hassleriana is the source of this 749-nucleotide messenger RNA. RefSeq names its product peroxidase 44-like. The annotation marks the transcript as partial. Gene Ontology annotation, biological process: response to oxidative stress; hydrogen peroxide catabolic process. Lineage: Eukaryota; Viridiplantae; Streptophyta; Magnoliopsida; Brassicales; Cleomaceae. Gene Ontology annotation, molecular function: heme binding; peroxidase activity. The record is from RefSeq and is a predicted model, not a curated record. The transcript is spliced from 2 exons.
UCGCUGCUCAUCGACCCGAAACCCGGAAGGCCGUCCGAGAAGAACGCAGGGCCAAAUGCAAGCGUGGACGGAUACGAAAUCAUCGAUGAGAUCAAGAAACAGCUCGAGGCUCACUGUCCUCGCACCGUCUCGUGUGCUGACGUCAUCACUCUGGCCACGAGGGACGCGGUUACCUUAGCAGGCGGUCUGAGGUAUGCUGUGCCUACUGGAAGACGUGACAGCCUGAGGUCUAACCCUGCUGACGUCAACCUGCCCGGACCCACGAUUCCAGUGACGGACGCCAUUCAUGCCUUUGAGGCUGUAGGGCUCAAUCUCUUUGAUAUGGUUACCCUUGUCAUUGGUGGUCACACCGUCGGCGAAAUCCAUUGCAGUCUCAUCCAAGACAGGAUCGCAGACCCUGCCAUGGAACGCUCAUUGAAUGCUAAGUUGAGGAAACAAUGCAAAGCCCCGAACGACCCAUCAGUGUUCUUGGACCAGAGGACUCCAUUCAAAGUGGACAACGGCUUGUGUUUGGAAGUUCUGAGACAGAGAGGAGUCUUAAGGAUUGAUCAGAGCCUCGGUCUCGACGGAAGGACCCGAGGGAUCAUCAUGAGUUAUGCCAAAGACAAUGCCCUCUUCAGGCGUAAAUUCGCGCAAGCCCUCGUGAAGAUGGGGACCAGAAGGUUCCUCUCUGGUCGUGCCGGUGAGAUCAGGAAGAACUGCAGAGUCUUCAACAACGGCCACUGACUCAUAGAUCAUCUUAAUGAUCA